This is a messenger RNA of Solanum lycopersicum (tomato), 4178 nucleotides long. RefSeq names its product kinesin-like protein KIN-14I. Gene Ontology annotation, molecular function: ATP binding; microtubule motor activity; microtubule binding. NCBI's taxonomy places the organism in Eukaryota, Viridiplantae, Streptophyta, Magnoliopsida, Solanales, Solanaceae. Gene Ontology annotation, cellular component: microtubule cytoskeleton. The record is from RefSeq and is a predicted model, not a curated record. Gene Ontology annotation, biological process: microtubule-based movement.
AAGAAGCUUAUUGUGAGAGAGAAGGGAAAGAGGGGAGGUGGAGGAAAAGAAAGGGAAUUUUGGCCAGCACCAAAGUUAUACUACCAGCUUGUAGUGUACAAGGAACCUAAAAAGGUCUAAGAAAAUUUUAUAAAGCCUAUUUUAUAACUAGUGUAUACCAAACAAUUUGGAGAACAAGUGUAAUUUCAAAUUUGUUGUUUUGUUGUAGAAACCAGAGUUUAAAUCAUCACAUUUUGGGUGUUUUUUUAUUGUUUCUCAAAAGAAUUGUGUGGGGUUUGUUUUGUUUCUAUGGAGAGUUGAGAAUUUGAUGUUAGAGGACUUGGUUUCAAGUUUGUUGCCAUAAAAUCCAAUCUUGAGAAUUUUGAUGUUAAAGGGUGAAGUUUCAAGUUUAUUCAAAUAAAGAGCUCUGCCUUGAGAUAAAUAUAUAUUUUAUUCAAAAUAAUUAUCUGGGGUUUGUUUUGUUUCCUUGCAGAAUUGAGAAUUUUGAUGUUAGAGGGUGUAGUUUCAAAUUUUGUUCCAAUAAAAGGUUCUGUCUGAAUAAUCAUAUUUGAGGUUUUUUCUCAAAAGAUUUAUGUUGGAGGCUUGAGAAUUUUGAUGUCAAAUUUGUUGCCAUAAAAAGCUGAGUUCGAAUCAUCACACUUGGGUUUUUUCUCAAACGGAUUAUCUGAAGUUCGUCUUGUUUUACUGGAGAAUUGAUGUUAGAGAGCUUGGUUUCAAAGUAGUUGACACAAAAAUCCCUUCUUUAACGGUUUUGGUACAUAUUUAAACAAGAAUGGCUGCUGAUGGUGCAUUGUCUUUCUCUGUGGCAUCUGUGGUGGAAGAUGUUCUUCAGCAGCAUGGAAGUAGAUCAAGGAAUCUUGAUUUGGAUGCCCGACGAGCAGAGGAAGCAGCAACAAGGAGGUAUGAAGCAGCAGCGUGGCUGAGAAAGGUGGUGGGAUUUGUGGGAGCAAAAGAUUUACCAGCUGAACCUUCUGAGGAAGACUUCAGGCUUGGCUUAAGGAGUGGAAUAAUUCUUUGCAAUGUACUUAAUAAAAUGCAGCCUGGAGCUGUGUCCAAGGUUGUUGAAAGUCCGGUUGACUCUGCACUUAUUCCUGAUGGAGCAGCCUUGUCUGCAUUCCAAUACUUUGAGAAUGUCCGUAAUUUUUUGGUUGCUGCACAGGAGUUGGGGAUUCCUUCUUUUGAAGCAUCUGAUUUGGAACAGGGUGGAAAAUCAUCAAGGGUUGUUAGCUGUGUUUUGGGACUUAAAGCCUACAGCGAGUGGAAACAGACAGGUGGGACUGGAGUCUGGAAAUUUGGUGGAAAUGUAAAAUCCACAACAUCAGCAAAACAAUUUGUACGCAAAAAUUCUGAGCCAUUCUCUAGUUCCCUCUCAAGGAGUGUGUCAAUGAAUGAAAAAUCCACGAAUGGUGUAUGCACUGAGGCUGAAAGUAACAAAAUGUCCAGCUCUUCCUUAAGCAACCUUGUUCGUGCAAUUCUGAUUGAUAAGAAGCCUGAAGAAGUUCCUAAUCUUGUGGAGUCAGUGCUGAAUAAGGUUGUUGAGGAGUUUGAACAGCGGAUUACAAGCCAAAUUCAAUUGAACAAAGCAAUAACUCCAAAGGACUCAGCAGUUUCCUGUGGGAACAAGUUCGUUCAGAAACAUUCUUCAGCCAGCACAAAGGCUGACCAAAGAACUGUAACACUGAUGAAAGAAGAGAAUCGCAUCGUCAGUGAGGAACUUCAAAGAAGGUACAUGAUGCAGAACACAUUUGUUGACCAACAGCAACAAGACAUCAAGGACCUGAAGCAAACUCUUUUGACUACAAAAGCGGGUAUGCAGUUCAUGCAAAUGAAGUUUCAUGAGGAAAUGCAAAAUAUUGGCAUCCACAUACAUGGCCUAGCACACGCAGCUUCUGGUUAUCAUAGAGUUCUUGAAGAAAAUCGCAGGCUUUACAAUCAAGUGCAAGACCUUAAAGGAAGCAUAAGGGUUUAUUGUCGAGUAAGACCCUUUUUGCCUGGGCAAUCAAGUUAUAUCAGUAAUGUCGAUCAUAUAGACGAUGGUAGCAUUACAAUAGGUGUUCCAUCAAAGAAUGGGAAAGGACGCAAGUCUUUUAAUUUCAAUAAAGUAUUUGGACCCUCUGCAACUCAAGGAGAGGUGUUUUCAGACACGCAGCAACUGAUUAGAUCAGUUCUGGAUGGGUACAAUGUGUGCAUUUUUGCUUAUGGCCAAACUGGAUCAGGAAAAACCUACACAAUGACGGGGCCUAAGGAUCUUACAGAACAAAGCCGAGGGGUGAACUACAGGGCGUUAGGUGAUUUGUUCCUUCUUGCAGAGCAAAGAAAGGACACCUUCCUCUAUGAUGUGUCUGUGCAAAUGAUUGAGAUAUAUAACGAGCAAGUCAGGGAUCUCCUUGUUUCUGAUGGUGUACACAAAAGAUUAGAAAUUCGUAGUGCUUCUCAAGGACUAACAGUACCAGAUGCCAGUCUGGUUCGUGUGGCUUCAACUUCCGACGUCAUUGAUUUGAUGAAUCUUGGACAAAGGAAUCGUGCAGUGAGUGCAACAGCACUCAAUGACCGCAGUAGCCGCUCUCACAGUUGCCUAACUGUUCAUGUUCAAGGAAGAGACUUGACUUCUGGGGCCAUUCUUCGCGGCUGUAUGCAUUUGGUUGAUCUUGCUGGAAGUGAGAGAGUGGAUAAAUCUGAAGUAACAGGAGAUAGACUUAAAGAGGCACAGCACAUUAACAAGUCUCUCUCAGCUUUAGGUGAUGUAAUCUCUGCCCUGGCGCAAAAGAAUGCACACGUUCCAUAUCGUAACAGCAAACUUACACAACUACUUCAAGACUCACUAGGUGGGCAAGCCAAAACAUUGAUGUUUGUUCACAUAAGUCCUGAACCUGAUGCCAUAGGAGAAACAAUUAGCACACUUAAAUUUGCAGAACGUGUCUCUACUGUUGAACUUGGUGCUGCCCGAGUAAAUAAAGACACUACAGAUGUCAAAGAGCUCAAAGAACAGAUUGCUAGUCUGAAAGCUGCCUUGGCAAGAAAAGAGACGGAAUCGGUCUCCAUGAGUUAUAAGGUUACUAGCAGUCCAUGUGGUUUGCAGUCAUCACCUUUUCAAUCUAAUCUACAAGGGCGAGAGAUGUUGGGAAAUUCAAACAUCCAGAGGAAACCAGUGGAGGAUGUAGGCAACAGAGAGGUCUCCAGUAAUUCUGCAUUCAGACAAAGGAGGCAAAGCUUUGAUCUUGAUGAGUUAUUAGGAAAUUCCUCUCCCUGGCCACCUGCUAGCAGUCCUUCCGAAAACUAUGUAGAAGAUGAUAGUAACAUGAGCUCAGGGGAGUGGGUAGACAAGGUCAUGGUGAACAAACAGGAAGCUGCCCGUGGAGUUGGAAACCUGUUUGGAUGUUGGGAAUCCGAAAAAGGCAAUGGCUCGGAUGUGCUUUAUGAGAAUUAUCUUUCAGAUUCAUCUAAAGUAUACCAAGAAAAAACAACUAGUCUUUUCCAAAUGAGCAAUCACUUUGACAUCACUGCUUCUGAAGAUUUAGAUGAGUUUGAUGCCACUACCAGCGAUUCGUCUGAGCCAGAUUUGCUUUGGCAAUUCAAUAAUUCAAAAGUUAACACUUUCCCUAGUAGUGGGAAUGGCUCAAAGAUACAAAAACCAAAUACAAAACCGGGAAAGAUCCCAGAAUCAAGGAAUGUGGUUCAUAAAGUAGGGCCUCCACUAUCACGACAGACAAGUGGAAUUAGCCACAAUCAGCGGAAUGGCAGACAGGCCAUGACUGCUGAAAUGAAGCGAAAAGCUGGAAGCAGGAAGUAGGAAAAGAGUUUACAAUUCUUCUUAUUAUCAUCCGUAAUUAUUUUUUGGUUAUUAUUGUGGCGAGUGAAUGAGAGUGGUUUUGCAUAUGUUUUUUUUUUUUUACACAGCAUUUUUAUCAUCAUCUUUGAUUUUUCCCAUCAAAGUUUGUAUCUUUACUUGUGCAAAUGAGGCAAUAAUUUCAGUUGCUUGUAAUUUUUGUAUUAUUCGAGUUGUAAGAGUUCAAGAUCGUGUUGGAUAGCACUGUAGUAGGUAGCAGAGUGUGACGAUCCUCAAACGUUAUUGUUUGAUUUGAUAGUCUGUGGCACUUUGAGGAUUUGACUUUGUAAAUUUUGCACAUAUAUAUACCAUUUAAAGAGUGAGCACUGAAAAUGUUUCUUUCUUCAGUCUA